AUGGUUAAUAGAGAUUUAACUAAUAAUUCAUUUACAGGAUAUAAUCAAGAUAUAGAGCUUCAAAAUCCUUUUGAAACUGCAACUCCAUUAAAUGAAUCUUCAUCUUUUGAUUCAAGUUCUCAAAUUGAUCCAUUAUAUAAUAAUAGUAGUUCAAGUCCUAAUGAAUCAUCAUCUUCAUCAUCUUUUUUACCUAAUAAUAGAAUAAGAAAUACUAAUAAUAAUAGUAAUAGUAAUAGUAAUAGUAAUAGUAAUAAUAAUUAUAAUAAUAAUAUUAAUAAUAAUAAUAUUAAUAAUAAUAAUAAUGAUAUGAAUAAUAAUUAUAAUAAUAAUUAUAAUAAUAAUAAUCAUUUAGAUUUAAGUUACGGUCGACCAUUUACUGCUAAUAUUUAUUCAUCAAAUGAAUCAAAUUCUCAAUUAUUAUCAUCACUGAAUGAUUCAACUAAUAAAUUUAAUAGUCAAAAUCCUAUACGUUCAGAAAAGAUUGAAAUUAAUGAACCACCAAGUUAUGAUAGAUAUCCAUUAAUUAAUGAUUCUGAAAAUAAUAGUACAACUACUCCAAUAUUGGGAAAUAAAAAAAUUUCUUCUUUAUCAUUAAAUAAAUUAAUAGAUAGUCCAUUUGGUGGAUAUCCUGCAAAUUCAUUUCCUUUAAAUAUAAAUGAAAAAGAAGAUGAUGAUUAUUUACAUAAUCCUGAUCCAAUUGAAGAUGCAAAAUAUGAUAAAAAUAGAUUUUAUUACGAUUUAAAAUACGGUGAUAAAAAAUCAAUAUUUGGAAUGUUUGGCUUUUUAUUUUUAAUAAUUGCUGCUGCUUUAGUAUUUGUAUUAUUACCUGCUAUAACUUAUACUGGUGUAACUGAUCAUACAUCAAUUCCAGAAUCUUUUGAAAUUUUAACUCAUUAUAAUUAUCCAAUGAUUUCAGGUAUACGUACAACUUUAAUUGAUCCAGAUACUCCAUCUGAUGCAUUAACAAUAAAAUCUAAAAAUGGUGAUGAUUGGAAUUUAGUAUUUUCUGAUGAAUUUAAUGCUAUAGGACGUACAUUUUAUGAUGGUGAUGAUCAAUUUUGGACUGCUCCGGAUUUACAUUAUGAUGCUACAAAAGAUUUAGAAUGGUAUGAUCCCGAUGCUGUUACUACUACAAAUGGAACUUUAAAUUUAAGAAUGGAUGCUUUUAAAAAUCAUAAUUUAUUUUAUAGAUCUGGUAUGAUUCAAAGUUGGAAUAAAAUGUGUUUUACUCAAGGUAGAAUUAAAAUAUCUGCAAAAUUACCUGGUUAUGGUACAAAGUCUGGUUUAUGGCCUGGUAUGUGGACAAUGGGGAAUUUAGGUAGACCUGGUUAUUUAGGUUCAACUGAAGGUGUUUGGCCUUAUUCAUAUAAUUCUUGUGAUUCAGGUAUAACAGCAAAUCAAAGUUCUCCUGAUGGUAUAUCAUAUUUACCUGGUCAAAGAUUAAAUAAAUGUACUUGUCCUGGUGAAUCUCAUCCAAAUAGAGGUAUUGGUAGAGGUGCUCCAGAAAUUGAUGUAAUUGAAGCUGAAAUUUCAACAGAUCCAGAUGAUCCAAAUAAGGAAAAUUUAGGUGUUGCUUCACAAUCUUUACAAAUUGCUCCAAUGGAUAUUUGGUAUAUGCCAGAUUAUGAUUUUAUUGAAAUUUAUAAUAAAUCAGUAACUACAAUGAAUACUUAUGCUGGCGGUCCUUUUCAACAAGCAAUAUCUGGAACAACAACAUUAAAUAAAACAUGGUAUGAAAUGGGUGUAGGAAUAGAUCAUAAUUAUCAAGAUUAUGGAUUUGAAUAUUUAAAUGAUGAAAGCUCAGGUUAUCUUAGAUGGUUUGUAGGUGAUUAUCCUACUGUAACAAUGUAUAGUCAAGCUCUCCAUCCUAAUGGAAACAUUGGAUGGAGAACACUUUCAAAAGAACCCAUGAGCGUUAUUGUAAAUCUUGGUAUUUCAAGAAAUUGGGCUUAUAUAGAUUGGCCAGCAAUGAUAUUUCCAAUAAAUUUUCAAAUUGAUUAUAUACGAAUUUAUCAACCAAAAGAUCAAAUCAAUUUAGGUUGUGAUCCAGAUGAUUUUCCAACUUAUGAUUAUAUUCAACAACAUUUGAAUAUUUAUGAAAAUGCAAAUUUAACUUCAUUUGAAGAUGGAGGUUAUACAUUCCCAACUACAAAUCUAACAGGUGGAUGUUGA
This is a messenger RNA of Insectozyma verbasci, 2172 nucleotides long. NCBI's taxonomy places the organism in Eukaryota, Fungi, Ascomycota, Pichiomycetes, Serinales, Debaryomycetaceae. The record is from the annotation of a GenBank genome assembly.